Haliotis rubra (blacklip abalone) is the source of this 667-nucleotide messenger RNA. Its product is annotated as 39S ribosomal protein L43, mitochondrial-like. Lineage: Eukaryota; Metazoa; Mollusca; Gastropoda; Lepetellida; Haliotidae. The record is from RefSeq and is a predicted model, not a curated record. Gene Ontology annotation, biological process: mitochondrial translation. Gene Ontology annotation, molecular function: structural constituent of ribosome. Gene Ontology annotation, cellular component: mitochondrial large ribosomal subunit.
AAUAUUAGUGGGGUCAAGGUCGCAUUGUCUGGAAAGGUCACCACAUGGCAAAAUGACAGGGAGAAGUAUUCCAAGUGAUUUUGUCAAGAAUGUAUUACAGAAUGGCAUAGGACGAUAUGUUUGUCAGCUGCAAAGAUUGACCGUAUCGUUUUGCAAGUCUCAUGGUGACAGUAGGGGUGCAAGAGAUUUUGUGGAAAAUCACAUGUUAGAAUUUACAAGAAAGAACCCAGGAAUUGUAGUGUAUAUGAAGCCAAGGCGUCAUAGAAACCCAAGACUUGUAGCAGAAUACUUGAAUGGGAGGACAGAAACUCUCAACAUCCGCAACAUGCCGGAAGAUGACAUCUGCAAGUGGGUUGAACAUUUUAGAACAAGGUCAGGUGCACAGAUUGUACGGCGAAAACAGUGGCACACAGAAACCCCCUCAAUUCAGGGCGUGUGGUCCCCUUUCACAAACAGAGACACAAGCUGGAACGUGGCGGAGUUUCCGGACAAAGAACUGUCAAAGGCCAUCAGUGCACCCACAGCCACAGAGAGAGUUCUAGAGAUGGCGAGAGAGAUUGGUGUUAAGAAACAAGAGCCUUUAAGUGAAAAGGAAUAGAAGAAAUUUGUGUGUGGCUUAGUGUGAAUGUGUAAAUGUGUUCAUGUCAGUAAAACAAAUUCUUAUAUC